Macrosiphum euphorbiae (potato aphid) is the source of this 411-nucleotide messenger RNA. The record is from the annotation of a GenBank genome assembly. Lineage: Eukaryota; Metazoa; Arthropoda; Insecta; Hemiptera; Aphididae.
AUGGUAAGAGCUGUGAAAGAUAGCUUUGGGCAUGAUAAAGCCUUACAAUGUUAUGCCCAUUGCUUAAAUUUAUUGGUCGAACAAGCGCUCGAAGAUUCACCAAGUAUAUCUGUCAUAAUAAACAAAGUAAAAAAAAUUGUAACCUACAGCAAACAAAGUGUUAAGGCAACUGAUGUAAUCAAAGAAAUCCAAAAAAGUAAUGGAUGUUAUGACAUCCUGUGCGGCCCUCCAACCGACACAUUACCCGACGACGCAGUGGAAGAACAGUAUAUAAGUACAUCCACAGAAGGUUAUGAUUAUGAAUCAGGUGAUAUUGGACAUAAACGACAUUUUAUACAAAAAACCCUUAAAGAACAUGUAAUAGUUACAACACCUGCCAAAAAAAAAGGUUCUCGAUAUACAUGGCUGUAA